CCGGUUCAACCAAUAAUUCGCUGGGCAUCCAUCAUGGAACACUACCGUUGGACUUCAUUGUUGUUCUUCGCCGUGGUCCUUCAUUCGGCCACGCCAUUCAAGAUACCAGGUCUGUCGUCCGGAAGUCGCAGCCCGCCAGCCAGCAACAAAGCAGCGGGCAGCAGCCAUAAGGGAGCGGACGGCGGCGAGUACGUGGGUCCGGUGUUCAUAAUCAGAGAGCUUAACAAAGAGACUGGCGAGUAUGAUGCGUUCAUCACGACCGGUGGCAUACAGGAGGUGAAGCCACCGCACCCGCACCACCAGCAGCACCCGAACCACCAGCAGCACCCGUACGAGCAGCACCAGAACCAGUACCAUCCGAACCCACAGUACCCGCACGUGAAACAACCGAGUCCGCAACAACACCCGAACCUGCAGCAGCAACAGGAUCAACAGUUGGUAGCGGCCAAGGAAACCGAAGACUCAGAGUACUUUGGUGUGCUGGUCACGGCCGAGACGGUUAAAGCGCUGAACCAUCCCAAGUCGGCGUACAUAAAUGUGUCCGUUUCGGUGCUGCUGACGGCCACGUCGUCUCGGAUGCCUUGGCUAUUGGUGCUGCACCGCAAGGACUACCCGCACCUCUUCGAGUACCAGCAGCAGCAGAAACCAGGGUCACAGGAUCAGCUGCCACAGCCCGGCAUACCCGGCAUGCAGGUGCCACAGCGGCGCAGGUACUACUCGGAACGGCAGCGGCGCGGGCUAUAUUCACGGACCACACCGCAGAACCAGGGACGUUGGGCCCAAGGUUACCAGGACGAGGACGAGGAACAAGAGAGGAUCACGCCGGUGCUGUUCGAGCGCGAACUCUUGUCCACCAUUUGCUACAACUUUGCGCAAGACACCGACGCGGCCGCUGGGUUGGGCGCCCGUUUGGACCGUACCGGACCCUUUUUCGACGCGAACGCGUAUGCCGCGGCCGUCGCUCCGACCACGCAAUCAGCCGCGCAGCCAUCCGUCCCCGAGAACUUGCCCAUGGACAUACCCAAACGCGUGUCUUAGGCCCUUCUCAUCCUUCUCCCGUCCAUCGCAUCCGUUCCACUUACCGUUCGCCAUCCUUGCCCCCCUCGUUGCACUCACUUUUAACGAUUUUAUCCUGUCGCAUAUCAACUAUGUAGUAUACUACACGCGUAUGUUUCAUCAACUUUGUCUUAUGUACGUUCAUUUUACGCUUUUCCACGCCCACGAUUCGCGUGUUUUAUUUUAUGUAUUUUUUUUUCUCUUUUCGUACCAUUAUUAUUAUGUGUAUGAAACAUUUAAUAAAUAACAUUUGCAUUAGAAGACUUUCGGUUUCUUUUGUUGUUUUCCUCCUCGUCGCUGUGUUGUAGUUAACAAAUAAUAAGAAGAAGAAAAAAAAAAAUGAAAAAUCUUUUUUACAUUAACUGA
Messenger RNA from Sipha flava (yellow sugarcane aphid), 1422 nucleotides. RefSeq names its product probable serine/threonine-protein kinase DDB_G0280133. The transcript has 2 exons. The coding region runs from base 34 to 1038 and encodes 334 amino acids. The record is from RefSeq and is a predicted model, not a curated record. Lineage: Eukaryota; Metazoa; Arthropoda; Insecta; Hemiptera; Aphididae.